AUGACCAACGAUAUCAUUUUUGCCGAGACCAUGUCAUUUGACUUUGUUCUUCAGGAUUAUUUCAAUAUUGCGAGUCCUCCCGUCAUGACGUCGGAUGUCGCCACCAAAGAUACGACUGCCGGUCGCAAAGGACGAAAGGCGCGGGACAGCAAGAGAAUCCCCCGGCCUCGAAAUGCUUUCAUGCUGUACCGUCAGGCAGUGCAUGCGAAAAUCGUUUCCAACCAUGCCGGUCUGCACAACAAGGAUAUCUGCAAGAUCGCGGGUGAGAUGUGGAGGACUGAGACGGAAGAGUUUCGACGCGCAUUUCGUCGCGCCGCGGAUGAGGAGCGACUUUUGCAUUCGUCGAAAUAUCCGGGUUACAAGUAUCAGCCUCAGACAAAGAAGCGCGAUUCACCGUUGUCGCGACGUCAACGUGCUUUUUCCAAGCCCAAGCAUACGAACAAACCCAUUCCCAUUCCUAAAGAUUCUUUCCCAGUCCAAGCCGUCGAGCCCCAUUCCUACCUCAGUACUUUAUCCCCACCCACUCGUUGCCUGGAUGACGAUGUCCUUAAAUCGUUUAUGGAUGAACUGAGUUUUGACGCUCUAUGCCCCGUCGACGAUUAUAUUUUUAGCUUGUUCAUGUAG
This is a messenger RNA of Radiomyces spectabilis, 624 nucleotides long. RefSeq names its product high mobility group box domain-containing protein. Gene Ontology annotation, molecular function: DNA-binding transcription factor activity, RNA polymerase II-specific; RNA polymerase II cis-regulatory region sequence-specific DNA binding. The record is from RefSeq and is a predicted model, not a curated record. Bases 1 to 624 code for a protein of 207 amino acids. NCBI's taxonomy places the organism in Eukaryota, Fungi, Mucoromycota, Mucoromycetes, Mucorales, Radiomycetaceae. The transcript has a single exon. Gene Ontology annotation, biological process: cell differentiation; anatomical structure morphogenesis; regulation of transcription by RNA polymerase II.